CUGUAACUGUAAAGGUUUAUUACAGCAAUAUUGUUUUGCUGCUUAUGACAUUCCAAGUAUAUUUUGCAUUUAGAGUGGAAAUGUGGGCGAGUGAGGAUGCCAGGUGUAAACGUGUAAAUGGUGUGUGUAGACCUUUAAUUCCCACAUGAUGUGUGCUAAUACCCCAGUCAGCUGACUCGGGACGCCAUUUUGUCAGCCUUUUCCUCCAUUGAGCGUCUGCCAGCUACCCCCGCACGCAGCACAGGACGCUCCGUCUGCGGCCUCAGCUUCAGCAGCCCCGGCUCCCUCGACAAGCUGCGGCUCCGGGGUACAUGAGAGACAGUCUCGCGGGUCGGUCGACGUCCCAACUAGGAGCCUCCGAGAGGCGCUUUUGGCCGCCAACGGGAGAGGAGCAGCCAUGGCAUUGAAGAUUGUCAAAGGGAGCAUCGAUCGGAUGUUCGAUAAAAACCUUCAGGAUUUAGUACGUGGCAUCAGGAACCACAAGGAAGAUGAGGCCAAGUACAUCUCCACCUGCAUCGAUGAGAUCAAGCAGGAGCUGAAGCAGGACAACAUCGCGGUCAAAGCCAAUGCAGUGUGCAAGCUGACCUACCUGCAGAUGCUAGGCUACGAUGUCAGCUGGGCGGCGUUCAACAUUGUUGAGGUCAUGAGCUCCUCCAAGUUCACCUACAAGAGGAUCGGCUACUUGGCAGCCUCGCAAUGCUUCCACGAGAGCACUGAUGUCAUCAUGCUGACAACUAAUCAAAUCCGAAAGGAUCUCAGCAGUCCCAACCAGUAUGACACCGGUGUUGCCCUCACUGGCCUCUCUUGCUUCGUCACCCCCGACCUGGCUCGGGACCUGGCCAAUGACAUCAUGACGCUGAUGUCUCACACUAAACCCUACAUCCGAAAGAAAGCGGUGCUCAUCAUGUACAAGGUCUUUCUCAAGUACCCCGAGUCCCUCCGCCCGGCUUUCCCUAGGCUAAAGGAGAAACUGGAGGACCCAGAUCCAGGCGUACAGUCAGCUGCAGUCAAUGUCAUCUGUGAGCUGGCCCGCAGGAAUCCCAAGAACUACCUGUCUCUGGCCCCGCUCUUCUUCAAGCUCAUGACCUCCUCUACCAACAACUGGGUUCUCAUUAAGAUCAUCAAGCUGUUUGGUGCACUGACUCCAUUGGAGCCACGUUUGGGGAAGAAGCUGAUUGAGCCACUUACAAACCUCAUUCACAGUACCUCGGCCAUGUCGUUGCUGUACGAGUGUGUGAACACGGUCAUUGCAGUGUUGAUUUCCUUGUCAUCUGGGAUGCCCAACCACAGUGCUAGCAUCCAGCUCUGUGUCCAGAAACUACGAAUCCUGAUCGAAGACUCUGACCAGAACUUGAAGUACCUGGGCCUUCUGGCCAUGUCCAAAAUCCUGAAGACCCACCCCAAGUCGGUGCAGAGUCACAAGGACCUGAUCCUCCAGUGUCUGGAUGACAAGGAUGAGUCCAUCCGCCUGAGAGCUUUGGACCUACUGUACGGCAUGGUAUCCAAGAAGAACUUGAUGGAGAUCGUGAAGAAGCUGAUGCUCCAUGUGGACAAAGCGGAGGGAACCACGUAUAGGGAUGAAUUGCUCACCAAGAUCAUUGACAUCUGUAGCCAGAGCAACUACCAGUACAUCACUAACUUUGAAUGGUACAUCAGCAUCCUGGUGGAGCUGACGCGAUUGGAGGGCACGAGGCACGGUCACCUCAUCGCCUCUCAGAUGCUUGAUGUUGCUAUUCGGGUGAAAGCCAUCCGAGUGUUUGCUGUGGCACAGAUGGCCACCCUGCUGGACAACGCCCACUUGCUGACCGGUAACAUGCAGAGGAACGGCAUCUGUGAGGUUCUGUACGCGGCGGCCUGGAUAUGCGGCGAGUUCUCUGAACACCUGGAGAACCCGUUGCAGACACUAGAGGCCAUGCUGCGGCCAAAGGUGGCCACCCUGCCGGGCCACAUCCAGGCCGUCUACGUGCAGAAUGCUGCCAAGCUGUUUGCCACCGUGCUGAGGAGCCAAGAGGGCAACACUGACAGCACGACUGCACAAGAAACCAGCCAGCUGAUGAUCGACCGACUGCCGCUUUUUGUCCAGAGCGCCAACCUGGAGGUGCAGGAGAGGGCGUCUUGCAUCCUGCAGCUGGUGAAGUACAUCCAGAAACUGCAGCAGAAAGAUGUGGAGGUAGCAGAGGAAGUGAUCGCGCUGUUUGCUGGAGAGCUCAACCCCGUGGCCCCCAAGGCACAGAAGAAAGUGCCUGUCCCUGAAGGCCUGGACUUGGACACCUGGAUCAACGAGCCUCCCUCUGAGAGCGAGUCUGAGGACGAGCAGCCCAAGGCCAUUUUUGCCAAGGAGGAGCCCAAACAUUCCCGUCCCAGACAUGCAGAGGUGGAUGAGAAGGAGCUGGCGAGGAGAAGAGAAGCCAGAAAACAAGAGCAAGCCAACAACCCCUUUUACAUCAAGGCCUCCCCCUCCUCUCACAAGGUGUACCAGGACACACCUGGAGUGGAGCACAUCCCAGUUGUUCAGAUUGAUCUCAGCGUGCCUCUCAAAGUACCAGGUCUGCCCAUGUCCGACCAGUAUGUCAAGCUGGAGGAGGAGCGUCGGCAGAAGGAGAGAGCUGAGAAGAAAAAGAAGGAGAAGAAAAAGAGGAAAGAGAAGCGCAGCGGACGAGGGAAGAAACAUGACUCGGGCCCGGAGAGCGAGGAAGACAUCACGCCUGCGCACAUGGUGGAUAUCGUUACCGAGGAGAUGCCAGAGAAUGCCUUACCCAGUGAUGAGGAUGACAAGGAUCCCAACGACCCCCACAAAGCCCUGGACAUUGACCUGGACAACUUGCUGGAAAUGUCUGGGCGCAGGCCUCUUGCAGACAGCGAGAAGCUGCCGGUGAGGUCCCACCGUGCGACGGAAUGUCUGAAAAGCCCAGAUGGAGAUGCAGAAGGCACCUCGCAGGAAGCCAAGAAGAAAAUCGGCAAGGAGAAGAAGGACAAAGUCCGGGAGAAGAAGAAGAGCAAAGAGGAGAAAAAGAAGAAGAAACACAAACAUGAGGACAAGGGGGUGGAUCUUCUUGGCAGUCAGUCAGAUGACGCUGUCAUCCAAUCUGAAGGACCCUGUGAGGUGGGGGCUCCUCCCACUUCCAGUGCCGCCGAGGUUUCCCAGCUGGAUUUCUGGCUCUCAAACGCUCCAGCGCCCUCUCAUGCCCAGGAAGCAGCAGCCCCUCUCCCCCAGGCAGCCUCUGGAACGCCGCCCCACUCUGAGCCCGAUGAGCCCAAAGACGUGGAGAUGGAGACGGAGGAGGCUAACUCCUCCAAACACAAGAAGAAGAAGCAGAAGAAAGAGAAGGAGGACAAGGAGAGGAAGAAGAAGAAGAAGAAGCAUCAUCACCAUCACCACCAUAGCGAUGGAGGUGGAGAAGGCUCGGUGCAGAAUGGCACCGUGGAGGAAGAAGAACCUCUACCGCCCAUGUCCAAUUACUGCCUCCUGGCUGAGAACUCCUACAUCAAGAUGGUGUGUGACAUCCAGGGAAACCUGCAAGAUGGCAGUCAGGUGGUGGUGUCGGUCAUCUUCGAGAACAAGUGCGAGAGCUUCCUCAAAUCGAUGGAGUUCAACGUCCUGGACUCGCUCAACUCCAAGCUGCAGAGGCCAGAGGGGGCGGGUCCACACGACAGCCUCACUGUCCCGUUCCAGCUUCCACCUGGGGUGUCCAAUGAAGCACGCUUUGUGUUCAGCGUGCAGAGCAUCAUCAUGCCACAGAAACUGAAGGGAACACUCACUUUCAUUGUCAAGAAUGAGGAAUCAUCGACUCAUGAGAAACUGGACUUCAAACUGCACUUUACUUGCACCUCCUACCUGAUCACCACCCCAUGCUACAGCGAUGCCUUUGCAAAGCUGCUGGAGUCCGGCGACCUGAAGGGCAGCUCAGUCCGACUGGAAGGAGUCAACAUGCCCUUCCACCAUCUUCUGGCCAGGAUCUGCUUCCAUCACCACUUCUCUGUUGUGGAGAGGAUCGACUCGUGCGCCUCCAUGUACAGCAGGUCUGUCCAGGGUCAUCAUGUCUGUCUGCUCGUCAAAACCUCCGGUCAGACCGUGUCCAUCGACGCCAAAUGUGACGAGUCCACGCUGCUGGGGAACGUGCUGGACGAGAUCAAGCAGACCUUCUCUCAGUGCUGAUUGUGUCCGGGGUCGACCCCAUCCACCCCCCCCACCAACCAUCUCACUGAAACGCAUCAUGAUCACAACGCUUCCAGCGUGGCCCUAUUUAUUCUUCUUGAAAUGUCUCCUCCUCUCUCCCUGGUGGCUUCUUUCCUGCUAUGCACCCUUCUCAUCCUCUGCUCUACUCUUGGAUGGCAGUCUGUGGCAUCAUGUGACCUCAUGUUGACGUCACGUGACAUCAUGUUAACAUCAUGUUAACAUCAUGUUAACAUCAUGUGGCAUCACGUGGACAUCAUGUUGACAACUGGACUUUUGCUGAUGAUUGCUGAUAUUGUGUUUUUACUCUUUUCAACACUUUUGGUUUGUAUUGGGGUUUUUUUGUCUGUGCCGUGUGUGUGUUUGCGUGUGUUUGGGCCUUGGAAGCAUGUCUCUUUGUCAGACUCCAAAACAAAGGGCAGCCCCCCACCCCCAGAGCAUUGAAGCUAACUUCCUGCAGGAGACUGUGUUGCUAUGAAGGUGUGAAGAUAAAAGUCUGACAUCCAUCCUUCUCUGACAACAGACCCCACCAGCCCUCGCCACAAACUCUCUGUAGCCUAGCUCACUAACGGAUGUGCAGGGCUUUUUGCCUGUGGGAUAUUUAUAUAUAUAUUUUCCCCAAAUUGUUUUUUGUGGAGAACAGCGUGGUGGUAAAAUCAGGUUGGUUUCGGUGAUAUCAAUCCCAUACUUCGUGCAAACGCUCCUAAUGUGUCUGCUACAUUUUCAGAAGCAUACAGUAUCUGAAAUCAGAGGAUAAAGAAUAAAAGACAUCAUGCAGAAGAAACACAGGAGAUGAUCGUAGACGGUAGAUGAUAAUUAUCACACUGAUAUGAUGACAUCAUACCAGUAACAUUAAAGGCAGCUCCAAUAACUAAAAAAAACACCCCAAUGAGGUGAGAUUACCUUUACUGUGCAGGUGAGCAAAUCAGGUGCUCCUUUUUCUCCUGCCUGUGACUUCCCUUGAGCUCACUUGGAAACAAACUUUCACUUUCCGAGGAAUUAACUUUCCGAGGAAGGAUGUCGUACCAACUACUCUACGAUGAGGCAAAAGAAACCAUUGAGCACACCAAGAACCUGAAACACAAGCGCCAUGGUGUUUGAAAAUGGUCACAGCAGCUGCUCGGAGCGUGUGCCCCGAUACAGUGCACCUUGCUGGGCCACAGCAGGUGGCUCCUCCCCCUGUAUCCUCUGCUCCUCAUGGUCGUAGUCAUUCAUGAUAGUUCACUAGGACUCAUCCAUCCAAUCCUCAUUUCUUCCUGUCCUCCUUACCUCCAGGGGUGCACCAACUACACUUAGAUAUUACAAAAGGUUCUGGUUUAUCUGUAUGAUGUCAGUCUUGGAAAAAGCCAUGACACAUCUCUAAGAGCUGGAAUUGGAAGUAUGGAUAUUAGCGCAUCAAGUCUGCAAGUGCAGCGUUCAGAAAAGUGGUCAUUUUCCCUAAACCUUACCACUUGAGAAAGGUAUGAGACUGACUACGGACCAUGCAUGAAGGACGUUUGUCAUUCUGUCUUGCAAUUGAACAAAGCAAGCGCCUGUCGAGCCGUAGGAGCCCAUGCUGUACGACCGCUUGUGACACGUAACACAAUAUCCCAGUUUAUCCAUUGAGACACUUCAGCUCACAGACAAUCGAUUUCCUUGGCUAGCAUAUGAAAGUAAUCAAGUGUACAGCUAGGAUAGCAGUACUUCCUGUGCACUGCAAAAGGGUCAACAGCAUUAUUAGCCAUUGUUGUGUAAAUAUAUACUCAUGAUCAUCACGCACCGCCUUGAUGAUCUUAGGCAUGGAAGUGAGCUAAGCUGCUCUGGAAUCCUCCACCUUCCAUCCUUCCUUGUUUCCUUCCGCUUGAGCAUGCCCCACGGGCGCUGGCCCAUUCUUCACAAUGUCCCAGUCUUGUGAACCGCAGUGCCGUCAGCACUCAUGCAGCCCCAGACUUGAUUGAGACAAUUAUCUUUCUGCUCACACUUUUACUGCCAAGUAUUUACACAGUCGUGUCUAUCGCUCUCCAGUCUAUAGGUACAGAGAGUUUCUGCAUGAGGACAUCCCAGUGGGACUGUUGCCGGCGUUGCCUAAGAGUCAUUAUCAGUAUUCAUGGAUCAUGUGAGAGCUUUGUUGCACCUCAUAUGUCACAUGUACCCGAGUGUGAACGGUACGCUUCCCAUCCCCCCCCCAACGCAACUCAGGCUGCUACAGUCCAAUGUCCAAUCCGCCUGUGUCAUCAGAAGGCCCCCACUGAUGUAGACCACACUUACUCUUACCAUCUGAACAUGAUUUUAAAGCGUGCUCCUGUCAGUGUCCCACCCAGUGAUGGGCUAUGCCGAGGUGGGGGUGCAGCAGAUUAGUGAAGGGUGACUAGACGGGGAGAGCCUGUGAAGAUGUUUGUGGCCUGAAAGUCAGUAGCCGUUCCAUGACUUUGUCAACUCCAUCGGCCGUAACCAUGGGAAUGUCAAACAAACCCAAUGUUUCCCGUUCCAUCCCAUGGCUUAUCUGUCAUUGGCACCUGCUCCUACUCAUCUUUUCUUUCCAUUUUGUAUACCACAUGAUUUGAAUGUACUUUUUUAUGAAACUUUGUCUUUCUUUUCCACACAUUCCAUCUUGUCCUUUUUUUCUUGAUUUUGAUGGCCUGUGUUUUUAGCCAUUCCAAGACAAAACACAUGAAUAUUCUUGGACGGUGUCAGCGAUGAACCAAGGGAUGGAGAGGACGCUGAGAGCUUUGGGGGGUUAGGGGCUUCGUGAUACAGAAGGUCAUAAUCCAGGUUGAGUUGUAGUUUUAUUUUGGAAUAAAGGUUUGGCUUGUGACGUGGACAUAUACUCUCAACAUUGAUGGAUUUCCAAAGGUCCUGUGUCUGUAUUUGUUUCUCCAUAUUAUCCCGCUGUAAAAUGUCAUAUGUUUCAAAAAGGGGGCUUGAAUUGCAUUCACUCCCUCCAGAUAUCCAACUUCAAAGUGAAAAUAAAAGCUGUAAGAUGC
This is a messenger RNA of Doryrhamphus excisus (bluestripe pipefish), 7137 nucleotides long. It is a transcript of the gene ap3d1, whose product is annotated as adaptor related protein complex 3 subunit delta 1. Gene Ontology annotation, cellular component: endosome membrane; presynaptic endosome; terminal bouton. Lineage: Eukaryota; Metazoa; Chordata; Actinopteri; Syngnathiformes; Syngnathidae. Gene Ontology annotation, biological process: protein targeting to vacuole; anterograde synaptic vesicle transport; Golgi to vacuole transport. The record is from RefSeq and is a predicted model, not a curated record.